Molecule: messenger RNA, 3581 nt
Organism: Oncorhynchus kisutch (coho salmon)
Lineage: Eukaryota; Metazoa; Chordata; Actinopteri; Salmoniformes; Salmonidae
Product: nuclear factor of activated T-cells, cytoplasmic 4-like
Exons: 13
Coding region: 671-3346 (891 amino acids)
Biological process (GO): cytokine production; regulation of transcription by RNA polymerase II; calcineurin-NFAT signaling cascade
Cellular component (GO): transcription regulator complex
Molecular function (GO): DNA-binding transcription factor activity, RNA polymerase II-specific; transcription factor binding; RNA polymerase II cis-regulatory region sequence-specific DNA binding
Source: RefSeq, a predicted model, not a curated record
UAAUCUACAGUAUAUGCCACAUAACUGAUUGAUUAUUUAUAAGAACUUGGUAAAAAAUCUCAAAGCAACCAAACCUCCUCAGCUCAUGGACAUAAGCAGGGGGAGAGGGGAGGGGGUCUCCUUGACUGACAACCCAAAUGUCCUAUGGAAUUCCAGUAACGGUCCAACUGUGCUGAGAAACCCACCCAAAGGCAAUUAAGGGUAAAGUACUACAAAAAUAUUUGAUACACUUCUUUUUCUGGUCGAAUAGAAGAAAGGAUGGCGAGAGAGCAAUAGAAUGAAACACUGAUCUCCUGUGAUGGAAUAGAUAGAUAACGGUCCGAUCGUUUACGAAUUUCAAAGAACUCAACGAUAUAGGCUAGCCUACGCAUAACAUUUGUCUUCUCCAAAACUUCGAAUGAAAUAGAUGAAGCGGUGGUCCAAAAAGAUGUCUUAUCGGCGGAAGACAUUAUAAAAAGUUACAGAGAGAGUUUCUGAGUAAGAACGACCACAAGAACGAAUGUUGGACCUACCCUUGAACGUAUACAUUUUGCGAAAACGUCGAUGUUUUUUUUUUUAAAGGACCAAGGAAAGUAUUAUUAUUAUUGGAUCACACUUAGGUAGAUCUCAAUCUUUUCAGCCAGGGUGUUCUCUUCAUCAGUCUCUCUGAUUUAUUCCGCGUGUUGAGGGGAUGGGGGCCGCGCCGGGUUCGGGCUGGGAGGAGGGGGAGUUCGAGUUCAAGUUGGUUUUUGAGGAGGACCCGCCGCGCCAACUCCGGGGCCCAUCCCCGCUGCGCAACGCGGACCAGGAGCACACCGUCGCAGGGGAGAGGACAGAGAGCUCCCUGUCGCUCCCAACGUCGAGCAAUACUGACAGCCACCUGGCUGCCACUCAUGUAGGCCAGCCAAUCGGCAUCCCUACCCCACCGUCUUCUUCAGCCAGUCAAAGGGCUGGGAUGCAUUCCCCGCCCCCCAGGCGUGCCUUGGUGAGGGAGUUCAGCGGGACUUAUGAGAGUCUUCCAGCGCGAUCUGUACAAGUCUCAGAGUCCCGUGUGUUGGAGUGCCCUAGCAUCCAGAUCACUACUAUCUCUCCAGAGGAUGACACUGCCCCAGCAGGAAGUAACUACUGGGACACAGGAGGUGGCUGGGAGAGGGAGCGCCUCUACCUCCCCUUACUGGACCCAUUCUGCUACCGCGACGGCGGCACCGGCACUGGGUCCCUGAGCCCAAGCCCUGCCUCCAGCCCCUCUUCUCGCGGCUGGCUCAGUCCUGCGUCCAGCUGUGAUUCGCUGCUAGUAGAGGAGGAGGAUCUCAAUGAGGUCACUUCCCAUUUCUGCCUGUCGCCCUCCUCCCGGCCAACCUCCCCGGGGGGUAAGAAGCGCAGGAACUCCCCCCUGGCCUCCCCCUGCACCUCCCGCAGGAGCAGCUACUCUGAGGACCACUCCUGUAACCAGGAGGAAGGAGACUCCACCUCUCAGUCACAGGGUCCCAACAGCAGCUUUGAGCUGAGCAUCCCACAGAAGACCAGGAAGACGUCACUGGAGCAGGUUUCCCCCAGGGAGGUGGAGCAAGUGCAGGCUCCAGCCCAUAGCUCCCACUGCCCACUCCCAGAGCCGCUGCAGCAGAGGAGAGAGGCCCCUUCCAUGGGCAUGGACUACCUGUCUGUGCCCCCUGCUCUGGGCUGGGGGAGGACCAGAGCCAGCGCCCACAGCCCUCUGUUCAGAUCCAAUGCUCUGCCACCACUUGAUUGGCCUCUGCCAACUCAGUUUGACCAAUAUGAACUGCGUAUCGAGGUGCAGCCCCGCCCACACCACCGAGCCCACUACGAGACGGAGGGAAGCAGAGGAGCCGUCAAGGCAUCACCAGGGGGACAUCCGGUUGUUAAGCUGACUGGGUACACAGAGAGACAGCCGCUCUCUUUGCAGGUGUUUGUGGGAACAGCUGAUGACAGGUCCAUCCGGCCUCAUCCUUUCUAUCAGAUUCACAGGGUGACAGGGAAGAUGGUGGGCACUGCCAGUCAGGAGAGCGUCCAAGCUGGCACCAAAAUACUGGACAUCCCCCUCAACCCAGAUACCAACAUGACUGCGCUCAUUGACUGUGCUGGCAUUCUGAAGCUGAGGAACUCGGACAUCGAGCUGAGGAAAGGAGAGACGGACGUAGGGAGGAAGAACACGCGUGUGCGCCUCGUGUUCCGUACCCACCUCCCCCUGGCCCCUCACGUGGCCCCGCCUGGACGGGUGCUGGCCCUGCAGGUCGCCUCCCUUCCUAUAGAGUGCUCCCAGCGCUCUGCUCAGGAGCUGCCAGUGGUGGAGUCAGUCAGUCUUACAUCCUGCUCUGUGGAAGGAGGGGAGGAGCUACUGUUGGGUGGGUCUAACUUCCUGCCCAUGUCCAGAGUGCUUUUUAUGGAAAGAGGGACAGAUGGAAAGCAACAGUGGGAAGAGGAGGCACAUGUUGACCGUGACAACAGUAGUGAGUGCUUGCUGUGUGUGCGAGUUCCAGCCUAUAGCGACCUCUCAGUGAGCCGCCCAGUAUCUGUGUGCCUUUACGUCUCCAACGGGAAGAGAAAAAGGAGCAGCACUCACUGUUUCAAGUACCUGCCGGUCAUGUUUAAAGAGGAGGACCCUCUGCUGUCGCAUCCCUCUGCCUUGCCCCUGGAGGGGGUGACACUCUGCUCCAUGAGGGGGCCCAGCAGGGUGGACAGCGGUGUGCACCGGGGGAAUGAUCCCAUGCUCGAGGAGGGAGGACUGGCCUUCCACCUUCCCCCCUACCCUUCAGCCUGCUCUCCCCCCUACCCCGGCCAGAGCUACCAGGAGUACUGCCACAAGCCGGAAACUGUGGAGGAGAGCAGAGGUUCUCUGUCGGAGAGACACCCCAGCUUUGAGAACUUGGAGCUGGGCUUCACUGAGCUACUGCCUCCCUUUUACCCCAGAGUCCCCCAGCCUCCCUCCCCCUCCCCUUGGCUGGACUCCCCAUACCUGUCCUCUUCCCCCUCUCCCUCCCACUCCUCCUCUCUGAGUCCCUUCCCCUCCAGCAGCCCCAUCUCCUCCUCCCCUCGUCCCCCCAUGACUACCUCUCCCUUCCCCCACUACCCCUACCCUCAUGAGGUCUGCCCCUCGCCUCCUUCCAACCCUAGCCCAUAUCAGGACUUCUACCCACCACCGUACUCCCACUAUGAGGUAUGGGACCACCAGGGCAGGGGACCUGGGGAAAGGGAAGCUCAGGCUGGACCUAAAAUGCAGGAGAGCCCCCUGGAAUUUGCCAGCUCAUCAUCCUUUCACCACAUUACAUUAGAGGAAGUGAAUGAGUUCAUAGGAGAAGACAUCAGAUCCUUCCAUUCGGGCUCACAGAUGGACAGCCAACCGGGAUGACAAGCUCCGUACUGUCCUGUCUUGUUCUGUUUUUAUAGUAUGAAGUGCGUUAUUGAUAUCAUAUCACACCUUUUCCUAUGCACUUGGUUUCUGACGUAUUGCUCAAUUAUGGCAAUACUGAAUGGGGAUUAAAUAAAAGGGCACGGUUGUAAGUAUGAUCGAAGGUCACUGUUACAGUUUAUAUAAGGGAGACUAAUGUUUUUAACCUGUUUUCAAUAUAAAUUAUACAAGUAAA